ACGAUUCGAAUAUAUGUUUUAUUUUAGGCGAAAUGAUUUUAGAAAUAAUCGCUGGAAUAAUUAUAAUUCUAUUCAUUUUCAACUUGCUUCAUACAAUCUAUAAAACAUUUCUCACAACUCCAACAGUUAAUGCGACGCCAAAAAUUCACAAGCGGGACUACCAAAAAGAUGUUGUAUAUCUCUAUCAGUUUCCUCGAAUCGAUACCGUACCAAACUUGUCAUCAUUUUGCUUGAAAACUGAAACAUUUUUGAGAGCAUUUAAGAUUCCACACGAGGUCAUUGAAACUGGAUCUUUGCGUUCUCGUAAUGGUACUUUGCCAUUUGUUGAGCUUAAUGGAGAGCACAUCCCUGAUUCUGAUCUUAUUGAAGUGAGACUCAGAAAACAUUUUCAAAUUCCGAAUCUCUCCGCUGAAGAUGAAUCUCAUGCCACUGCACUUUGUCGCCUGGCUGAUAAUCAUCUCUUGAGUAUUAUAAUUAAAUACAAAGCCGCAGAGGAUGCAUGGUAUAGUGCUCUAUUGAGAGGAGUUCCUGGUCCUAAUUGUCUAAAAACUAUUCUCAAACCAAUUGUUCGAAAGUUAUUUAUGAAGAAGGUCCAUGAAAGAACUGGAGGAGCCAUCGGAAACUUCACAGAAGAUGAAGCUGAAAUGUUAUGUCACAAAGAUUUGCAAGCUAUUCAGGAUAGUAUCAAGGGAAAGUACUUGUUUGGAGACAAAAUUACAUCGGCGGACUGCACAGUUUUUGGAGAAGUUGCUUCAGCCUAUUACCCGUUCCCCAAUAAAUUUUCACGUAUUAUCGAUAGUCAUUACCCAAAACUUCAUGAGUAUUGUGACCGGAUUAUUGAGGAACUGUACCCAAAUGAUUUUUCUAUUUGA
Messenger RNA from Caenorhabditis elegans, 872 nucleotides. RefSeq names its product GST C-terminal domain-containing protein (gene hrg-2). The record is from RefSeq and is marked reviewed. NCBI's taxonomy places the organism in Eukaryota, Metazoa, Nematoda, Chromadorea, Rhabditida, Rhabditidae. The transcript has 6 exons. Bases 33 to 872 code for a protein of 279 amino acids.